Galleria mellonella (greater wax moth) is the source of this 2011-nucleotide messenger RNA. It is a transcript of the gene CCT8, whose product is annotated as T-complex protein 1 subunit theta. The transcript has 6 exons. Gene Ontology annotation, biological process: protein folding. Bases 124 to 1764 code for a protein of 546 amino acids. Lineage: Eukaryota; Metazoa; Arthropoda; Insecta; Lepidoptera; Pyralidae. Gene Ontology annotation, cellular component: chaperonin-containing T-complex. Gene Ontology annotation, molecular function: ATP-dependent protein folding chaperone; ATP hydrolysis activity; ATP binding. The record is from RefSeq and is a predicted model, not a curated record.
GACGUUGUAGACGCAAUAUAACAUGCAAUAUAGUCAUAAUCAUAAUUCACAGAAUUGUUUCGAUCCACAUAAUUUACUUUUCUGUUUCUUAAUUUUAUUGCGUGAUUUCAUUAAUAUAUAAAAAUGGCAUUACAUGUUCCAAAAGCUCCAGGAGUACCCCAGAUGCUGAAAGAUGGAGCACGAAUGUUCUCUGGUUUAGAGGAAGCUGUUUAUCGAAACAUAAAUGCUUGCAAACAGUUUGCACAAAGUGUUCGUUCUGCAUAUGGUCCCAAUGGCAUGAACAAAAUGAUUAUUAACCACAUUGAUAAGCAGUUUGUCACCAGUGAUGCUGGCACUAUUAUUAGGGAACUAGACGUUGAGCAUCCUGCUGCCAAAUUAAUGGUACUGGCUAGUCAAAUGCAAGAUGCCGAAGUUGGUGAUGGAACAAACUUUGUAAUUGUAUUAUCUGGAGCUCUUUUAGAAGCUGCUGAAGAGCUAUUACGUUUAGGUGUAACUACAAGUGAAAUAGCCGAAGGAUAUGAAAGAGCCCUUGAUAAAUGUCUGGAAAUAUUGCCUGGACUACUAUGUGAAGAAAUUAAGGACUACAAAAAUAUUUCAGCUGUAUCCAAGGGUAUCAAACCAUCAAUUAUGUCCAAGCAGUAUGGAUGUGAAGAUUUCAUUGCUGAACUUGUUGCCAAAGCUUGUAUUGCUAUUCUUCCAGAGAAAACUACAUUUAAUGUUGAUAAUGUCAGAGUUUGUAAGAUACUUGGAGCUGGACUUUUCCAAUCAGAAGUACUAACUGGAAUGGUGUUUAAGCGUGAAGUAGAAGGUGACAUCUCAUCUGUCAGUAAAGCCAAAGUCGCAAUAUACUCAUGUCCUGUAGAUAUCAACCAAACAGAGACAAAAGGAACGGUACUAAUCAAAACGGCUGAUGAACUUCUCAACUUCAGUAGAGGUGAAGAAUCACUUCUUGAAAAGCAAAUAAAAGAUAUUGCUGAUACUGGAGUUAAAGUCAUAGUUGCUGGUGCAAAGUUUGGUGAUAUGGCAUUACAUUUUCUGAACAAAUAUAACAUAAUGGCUGUUCGUCUUACCUCUAAAUUCGAACUUCGGCGCUUAGCUAAGACUGUAAAUGCUACAGUACUACCUCGACUCACUACUCCAACUGCUGAAGAGCAAGGCUAUUGUGACACUAUUAAAGUUGAGGAGGUUGGAGAUACACGUGUAGUAGUUUUCCGUAUGGAAACUUCAGAGUCUCGUAUAUCAACAAUUGUAAUUCGAGGAUCUACAGAUAACUAUAUGGAUGACAUUGAAAGGGCUAUUGAUGAUGGAGUCAAUACUUUCAAAGGCAUAGCAAGGGAUGGGCGAUUUGUAGCAGGCGCUGGUGCCACUGAGAUUGAAUUGGCCCAACAACUGCUUAAAUAUGCCGAUACACUUCCGGGUCUUGAACAGUAUGCCGUUCGAAAGUUCGCAAUUGCUCUAGAGAGUAUUCCACGUGCAUUAGCAGACAACUCAGGAGCUAAUGCUACUGAAGUGGUGAACAAUAUCUACAAAGCACAUACAGAGGGCAAUAAAUUUACUGGUUUUGAUAUAGAAUCUGAAACCAAUGGUGUUUGUGAUGCUAAAGGAAAAGGUAUUUUGGACUUGUAUGUUCUCAAAGACUGGGGCUUAAAAUAUGCAGUUGGUGCAGCCACAACCAUCCUCAAAGUGGAUCAAAUUAUCAUGGCGAAGAGAGCAGGUGGACCAAAACCAAAACAACCUGCUGGGAGUGAUGAUGAGGAAUCCUAAUGUAACCUUAAUUACUAAUUAUACAUUAUUUUCUUUAUCACCCUAUAUCACUAUUUAGCUAAAACGCUAUUUCAGUUAAUAAUUGUUUAAUUUAUAUAACAUAGUUUUGUAAGCAUUUGCUGCUAUCAAAUUUUAAAAACUGCUCAUACUUGAUUUUAAAAUAGUGAUAUGUAUUCACUUUUAAAAUACAUUUAUUAUUACAAGUUUAGAAUAUGUGGCUAAAAGUAAUAAAUAUUAAUUACUAUUA